CGCUUGUCGUCCUUUUCCCGUUUAAAAAUAAAAUAAUAGUUAAUAAUAUGGCGGCUUGUUUGGUACCGGAUUUCCCAGCUGUAAGGAUUGCCUUAGAACAUUUGGCCGAGUUAGAUACACGACUGAGGGAAGAAGGGGUUUAUUUUAGUCAAGAAGCAAGUCACCAUCUGAGAGAGACAGCUGAAGCCAUUAAAGAGCUGGAAUCAUCUAGAAAAACAGCACGUGAGAAACUUGAGGUUGAAACCAUUGAGACAAGCAAGCUUCGACAUAAAAAAAUUAACCUACAGGAUGAAAUCAAAAAUGAAAUAUCAGCUUGUGUAGCUGCAGCUAGAGAAGAUAAUGCUGCAGUGUUGAAUCAACUUCAGUCUGAGCUGAAAUCUGUAGUAGAUGACAUACAAUCCAUGGAGGAGAAGCAACAAAUCUUUGAACAAGAAAAUGCUGUUCUGCAUCGGGAGAGAGAAAACAUUAAAGGAAACUAUGGAGAAGCUGUUGAUCAGAUGAAUCAGCAGCUGUCAAAAAAAGCUGGUACAAAGAUACUGCUUACGGAAAAACAGAAUGAGAUCCAGUCAUUGAAGGACGAAAUUGUCCAGGUGGAAAUAGCCCAAUGGGACCUAAAAGAAAACAUGAUUCAGAAGAGGAAAACAUUUGCUGAAAGCAAACACACUAUAGAAAAGGAGAUAGAGGAAACUGCUCUUAAGAUUAAAGAACAAAGAAAAAUCUAUGCAGAAACACGCAUGGAAAUGGUUAUCAUUACAUCAGAGCUACAAGACAAGGGGGAGACAGUCACACAGUGUGAAAACCAUAUCUCCCAGUUGGAGAAAAACAUCGCUGGACUGAAUGCAUCUAAAAUAAAGUCCAAAGAUUGGCUUCAUGAGGAGAGCAGUAAGACAGAAGAACUUGAUCGACAAAAGGAGUUUUAUGAACGAGAACUGCUUGAAUCGGCAGCAGCAUUUGAACAGAAAGUUCAGGCCAUUCAAGAACAGAUGUUAGAGAUUGAAAAUGAGAUCAAGGAGGAACAGAAAGUGAAAAUUGCUCUAUCAGAGCGCCACGCUAAACUGUCAGACAUCUUCAGCACUCAGAGGAAAAGGGAAGAUGACAUGAUUGCUGAAAAACACAGUCUGUCCAAACGGUUAGAGGAGAAUAAACUUAGACAUGAUGAAGACAUUAUAUCCAUUGCCAGAUGUAGAUUUGAAAUUAAAAACAUGAAAGAAGAUAUGAUACAGCUUCAUGAUGCUAACAUAAUCAAUGCAGAUAUGUUCAGAAAAACUCUUGAGGAACAGAAAGGUCAAUUGGCCGAACAGAACAUGAUCAGGGCAGAAAUUGAAGCUGAAAGAGAGAAAAUAAGUCAAUCUCUCAAAAAUCUAAAAGAGGAACACAAGGAGUAUGUAAGGAAGAUGAAUGCAUCCAUCGAACAAACAGAGAUGAGAUAUGGAGAGCUUCUCGAGGAGGAAAAGGAACUCCAAGACCAUAUAUUAUUGAAUUCAGUGAUAGGGGAUCUUACAGAAGAGAUGUCCAACACUGAGGAAAAGGGAAAACAACUGGAAAUGAACUACCAGACUGAAAUUCUACAGCUUACUAGGGAUGCAGAACCAAUCGCUCGAGCUCAUAUGGAGAAAGAACAGGAGCUCAAGGUCAAGGAGUCGGAUUUAGAGGCAGUGGAGUCUCAGUUAGACAUUGACCACCUGAAACAUCAGACUUUAAAGAACUAUAUAACAGAGUUGGAAAAUCAAAAGAAAAAUCUUGAGCUCUCUAUUCAGAAGGUCACAAAGCAGACUGCGACUCUCCUACAACAAAAGGUUGAUUUUUUACUCACCAUGCACAUUUCCAAAUUGUGUGCUAAAUUGAUGGUUAUACGUCUACAUUAAUUCGGAUAGAUU
Molecule: messenger RNA, 1877 nt
Organism: Pimephales promelas (fathead minnow)
Lineage: Eukaryota; Metazoa; Chordata; Actinopteri; Cypriniformes; Leuciscidae
Source: RefSeq, a predicted model, not a curated record